This is a messenger RNA of Mytilus trossulus (common blue mussel), 4079 nucleotides long. Its product is annotated as solute carrier family 2, facilitated glucose transporter member 3-like. The coding region runs from base 138 to 2432 and encodes 764 amino acids. Gene Ontology annotation, biological process: monosaccharide transmembrane transport. The record is from RefSeq and is a predicted model, not a curated record. The transcript has 16 exons. NCBI's taxonomy places the organism in Eukaryota, Metazoa, Mollusca, Bivalvia, Mytilida, Mytilidae. Gene Ontology annotation, cellular component: membrane. Gene Ontology annotation, molecular function: hexose transmembrane transporter activity.
ACCCGCCUAGCUGGGAUUUUUUGUGGCUAAUUUUAGCACAAACACCAAAACACAGCCCAACCAUACACCUGAACCUGUACUUUCAUUUUAAUACUCUUAUUAUAUUUAUUUGGAACUUAGAUUAUAAUACAAAGGACAUGGUCAUGAUGGUGUUAGAAGCAAAACAACACAUAUUUACCUUGGUUGUAUUUUGGACAUGCUUGCUGAAUCAGUGUGGGGCAUCAGUUCAUAUCAGUGUAUUGACUCCAGAUGUAGACAUAGGCAGUCCUGUAACUUUCAAAUGUACAGAAACCAGAAGUAGUCAUAAAAGCUACUUCAAAUGGUUUGUUGAUAAGAAUUAUGAAUGGAUGGAUAAUAGCACUGACGUGUCAUUGUGGACUCUCCAGAAUACCACAGACUUGAAUAAAGAAGUGAAAUGUACCUAUGCAAAUGAAAUUGACAUCAUUAAUAGCACCUCAUACAAUGAUAUUUUCUUAUAUCUGCCAACCAAAAAAGAGAUAAUCGGCAAUUAUACCCAAGAUAAUAGCUUUAUUACAUUCGAAUUGCAUUUCCAAAAGGUCUACCCAGAACCAACUUGUAAUUUGUUCUCUAAGAAGAUGAAACAGACAGCCAGUUCAUUAAACGGCUCAUACUACAAUGUAUUACUCAGAGAAAAGUGGCUAAGGAGGUUUUACAGAUGUGACAACAGUUUAAAACUUAAAUGUCAUAUAAAGAAUAGAGAAAUAACAAGUGACUUGUUACCAAAAGUUCCUUGUCCAGAAUCUAAGCAAUCCUUUUGGGGAGUAGCUGUACUUGUGGUCAUAGUCCUAGGAAUUUUUCUUGCAUGGUCAAUUAAUCAAAACUGUACUAAUCAGCUGGAGCAAGAAAGUUUGCAGAAUCAGCUGGAGCAAGAAAGUUCUGCAACAAAAACUCAACAAUUUAGUAUAGCAGUUGCACUUUUUGGAAAUGCCUUUUCUUAUGGAUACAACAUGGCUGUUUUGAAUAAUCCAGCAGUGGUUAUUAUUGCAUUUUAUCAAGGAAUAUCAUCUGAACUGGAGACCAGGAUGUAUAUAGAAAGCAAUAAGAGUGCUAAUUUUCUAUUUUCGAUAUUCACGGCAGUGUACGUUUUUGCAGGAAUUAUUGGUGUAUUGUUAGCAGAAAGGAUUGCUGUAAAAUUUGGAAGACGCAAACCUAUGAUGGUGAAUUCUAUUGUGAUGUUACUUGCUUCUGGAGUUGGGGGAAUAAUGUUUUAUUCAGACUCAAUAGCUGUGUUGCUGUUUCACAGGAUUUUAUCUGGAUUAUACUGUGGUAUAGGUUUGAUAUUGUCUGGAAUGUAUGCCAUGGAAAUUUCCAAGUUUACUAUUAAUAGUGUCAAAGGAUCUUAUGGAACGUAUGACAGAUGGUUCCAGCUUUCUAUCACUGUAGGAAUUUGCUGUUCAUCCUUUUUGGGUAUUGAUAAACUAUUAGGCAAUAAGGAGCUAUGGCCUUUGUUAUUAGUUCUGAAUGCAGUACCAGCAUUAUCUAACUGGUUUCUCUGUUUGUGUCCUGAAAGUCCUGUUUAUUUAUACCUUCAAACAUCAGAUCCAUUGAGAACUUCUAAAGAAGCCUUGCAGAGGUUAUGUGAACGUGAAGAUGUUGAUUCUGAACUGUCAGAUUUAAAAAAGGAGGCUACCAAGCAGAAAAAAUUAAAGUUUUUAAGUCUAACAGAACUUGUCCAGGAGCCAAAGUUAAAAGUAUGCCUGUUUUUAGUAUGUUUUCUGCAAAUUGCUCAACAGCUGUCAGGAAUAAACACUGUUAUUGCAUACUCAGGAUUUAUAUACCAAAGUUCAGGGGUAGAAAUAGACCUGAUUGAGUGGAUGGUAUUUGGAACAACAUUGAUAAAUGUUAUCAUGACAACAUUUUCCUUGGAUUUGAUGCAGGAAAAUGGAAGACGAUCUGUGCUUUUAUUGUCUACAAUAUCUAUGGCUGUAGCUUUUUUUGUGUUGUUUGUCUCCAGUAAUCUCUGUCAGAACUAUAAUACCAUAUGUCCAUAUAUUGCAAUAGUCUCAGUCUUUACAUAUAUUGUCUUUUUCUCUAUAGGACUAGGUCCAAUACCAUAUAUAAUUGUUCAGGAAUUAUUUGGACAAGAAGCACAAGGUGCUGCAUUCAAUGCAUCAGUUGCAUUGAAUUGGAUAUUCAACUCUAUUGUGAUGUUAGUCUUUAGAGUUUUACAGAUGUCAAUGGAGAGUUAUGUUUACUUUAUGUUUAGUGCCAUUACUUUUGUCUUAUGUGGUAUAAUGUAUAUGAUUCUGCCAGAAACUAAAGACUUUGCAGUAACAGAUAUUGAGAACUCUAAGGAAUACAAAUGGGUGUUAAAGUUGCUUUGUCAAAAUGUGGAUAAAACAACUGUUACAGAUAAUCAAAGUCAAAGAAGUGCUUCAGAAGAUGAUCCAUUAGUGGAAAAUUCCUUAUAAAAGAGAGAUUUUAUUAGACAGCAGCAAACACAGAUGAGGCACAUGCAGAACCCUUAAGGCGGCUCAGGCCUUUUCGAGGUUUCUAUCAGAAGUGCCAUAUUUUUUUGUUAUUUUAAUCUUUAAAGAGAGUUCAUCAAAUUGGUCGAAAAAUAGGGGGUCCCUGACCAUUAAGCUCAAAAUAUUACUUUUGAAAAGGGAUGUAAAAGGAACCCUUUUCAAUGAAAUUAAAGGGAAAAUAGAGGUGUUGACAUAUUUUUAUCGGAAUAUAAAAAAAAACGUUCUAUAACACUUAAAGCUUUGGUCCAAAACUGUCAUAGAGAAAGCUGAAAUAUUGCUUCAAAGAAUGAGCAAAAAUCACUGAUAAAGAAAAAAAAAAUUUGGCCUAAAACCUAAAAUUUUGGCAGGAAAAUGGUGAAAUUGGGGGAAAUGACAUUUUUAAAGUUUUUCAAAUAUACACAUAAAAAGGAUUUUCAUUUGUUAGUGACAAAAGUACAAUAAUUUAACAUUUUUAAUCAAUUAAAAUAUUUGAAAAAAUAAUAGUGAAUUUACAAUACAAACUUUUCGUGUGCAUGGUAAUUCAGGAGUGAAAUUAUGCUCAGUUGAAUAGUUCUGAGCCACAUACAAGAUUUUUUUUAUUGAUGCCAGUGAUAUGGUUGUAGUUUUAAAAUAUCAUUUUUAUAGGGCAUUGCAAUGAUUAUUUCUCACUUAUUUACAACAGUUUUUGUUUGUAUUUACUUGCUUUUAUAUAUAUAUAUUAUUUAUUUUUUGUUUUCUUUUAAUUCUAUAUUGGCAAAAUUAUUGACCAUGUUAUAAUCAUUAUUAGCAAAACCAUUGACCAUAUUUAAAAUUAUUUUUAGCAAAUCUUUGACCAUAGCAAUAAUCAUUAUUGGCAAAACCAUUGACCAUGUUUAUUAUCAUUAUUGGCAAAACCAUUGUCCAUAGCAAUAAUCAUUAUUGGCAAAACCAUUGACUGUUUAUAAUCAUUAUUGGCAAAACCAUUGACCAUGUUAAUUAUCGUAAUUUGCCAAAUCUUUUACGAAGUUUAUUAUCAUUAUUUUGUAAAAUCUUUGAUCAUGUUUAUAAUCAUAAUUUGCCAAAUCUUUUACGAAGUUUAUUAUCAUUUUUUUGUAAAAUCAUUGAUCAUGUUUAUAAUCAUAAUUUGCCAAAUAUUUUACGAUGUUUAUUAUCAUUUUUUGUAAAAUCAUUGAUCAUGUUUAUAAUCAUAAUUUGCCAAAUCUUUUACGAUGUUUAUUAUCCUUUUUUGUAAAAUCAUUGAUCAUGUUUAUAAUCAUUAUUUGCAAAAUCAUUGACGACGUUUAUUAUCAAGGUUUUCAAAAUCUUUGACCAUAUUUACAAUACAUUUAUUACCAAUGUUAUUUCAACUGAUGGGGCGGAGCUUACGAUUUAAUUUACAUAAGGACAGUCUAUUUGAAGAUGUGUGUGAUAAGGAUGAUUGCCAUUAAAAUUAUUACUGAUUUCUAAUCACCUAUCAGUGUCAUCAAAGGAACUUACAAAAAAAUUACUGGACACUUCAUUGAUGAGUUAAUCCUAAAAACCUAUCUAUAGAUGGACUGGUUAAUUAUGAGCGAACCAGUUACACUCUGCUCAGUCAAGUGAAAUAAAUCGAGUAGUAGUUAUUUGCAUAAU